AUGGGAAAUACUUGUAAUUCAUGUGAAUCCACCUCAGUGGUCACAGCAAAGCUGAUCUUUGAAGAUGGCAAACUCGAAGAAUUUUCAUACUCAAUCAGGGUUUCGCAGAUAGUACGAAGAAACCCUAAGUGUUUUGUAUGCAAAGCAGACGACAUGGAAUUUGAUGAAUAUGUUCCAGCGAUCAAUGAAAACGAACAUCUUCAGUUAGGCCGUCUUUACUUCGCGUUGCCAUCAAGUUGGUUAAACAAUCCUCUUAGCACUGAACAGAUGGCUGCCUUGGCAGUGAAGGCAAAUUCAGCCCUGAAGAUGAGUACCAGGGGCGGAUUUUGUUGGUGUUGGAUAAAGAAAGUGGAUCCCGCGAUUGAGUGGAGUAGCAAGAGCCCUAGUGAUGAGACUAGUCCGAUGGUGGCGGCAGGCACCCACAGUGAUGGCGGAGGAUUUGUUGCGGAGAGAAGAGGGAAGAGUGGUGGCAGAGAAAGGAAAUCAACGACUAGAUUGACUCCAAGAUUGAGUGCUAUCUUGGAGGAGUAA
Molecule: messenger RNA, 531 nt
Organism: Populus trichocarpa (black cottonwood)
Lineage: Eukaryota; Viridiplantae; Streptophyta; Magnoliopsida; Malpighiales; Salicaceae
Exons: 1
Coding region: 1-531 (176 amino acids)
Source: RefSeq, a predicted model, not a curated record